Fomitiporia mediterranea MF3/22 is the source of this 2304-nucleotide messenger RNA. RefSeq lists its product as uncharacterized. Gene Ontology annotation, cellular component: membrane. The coding region runs from base 1 to 2304 and encodes 767 amino acids. The record is from RefSeq and is a predicted model, not a curated record. Lineage: Eukaryota; Fungi; Basidiomycota; Agaricomycetes; Hymenochaetales; Hymenochaetaceae. The transcript has 23 exons.
AUGGACUCCACUGGGUGGCACGCUCACAAACGCGCAGAUAGGAACUCUGCACUCUAUAGUCACCCGCAGCGAGGACCCGACGGACAUUAUGAAGGUGUCGAGCAGGCUCAACCUUUGGCGGAUGGUGUGAUCGGAGGCUUCAAUCUUGGUCAAACUGCUCGACUACAAGUACCUGGUCGAUUUCCGCCGCAGAUAUCACCCUUGCAGCUCGAUUAUCCUCCGACGCCACCGAGUAAGGAUGGUAUUGACUAUUUCACUGCACCGAAUGGUGCUCGAUUUCCGCAACCUAGCGUUAGUCGUGAAACCUCUCACCAGACAUAUGCGUCCAGUUCGGACGGACGUCAAGGCUCGUUUAUGAAACAAAUGACUGCGGUCGAACGGUCUAAAUUUCUGCGGGCUGUGCGGAUGUCUCCUUAUUUGCAACUUAUGGUAGGUCCUUUGUUGCGAUAUGAUACAGUCGACGAGCAUGGAGUUUGGCAUGGCGCAUGCAUGGUUGCAUCAUCUGACGCGACGUCCGAAUACGAACCGCACCCGACGCUCACAUAUGAAUGGGACCCCCAACAGGCGGCGGGGAUGUCCAGAACCGCAUCGCGCAUGACUGGUAAAGGACGGUCAUACGACUUGGUGCCACAUCCGGCAGACCCCCGUUCUACUGCCGCCCUUCUAGAUGCUAAUGGGGAAAUCCCGCACAGUAGUUCAGCGCGGAAGGAAAGUGUUCCAGGGCAUGAAAUUUGGGUUUACGAGGAUCCGAAAGGAAGAACAUACACAUUCUGGAGAUUCAUGAUACAAAUUCCUUUAAGCAACCAUGAGAUGGCAAUCCAAUAUUCGAUAAACAACGGGCAGAAACUUGAAUUCUUCGUUCCCGGCAGGAACCAGAACAUGAGAUGGUCUACUUAUUCUUGCAACGGGUUCAGCGCUGGUGUAAACCCAGAUGAUUUUCGUGGCCCUGGAUUUGAUAGCGGUUAUGAUCCCGUUUGGAUUGACCUCUUGAAGAAGCACGAAGAGGCCCCGUUUCACGUGCUAGUAGGAGGUGGCGACCAAAUUUACUGCGACGGACUGGUCCGAGAGCCUGAGAUGCAGGAAUGGAUCAACUUACCAAGACCUGAGUGGAAGAUAAAACAUCAAAUCACUUUGGAGAUGAGAGCUGCUAUUGACCGUUUCUACUUCAACCACUAUUGCCGUAUCUUUCAGAGCGGUGCCUUCGCACGUGCAACGGCCUCGAUACCUCAGUUGAAUAUGUGUGAUGAUCACGAUUUGGUAAGCGUGCUUAUUGAUGGCUACGGAAGCUAUCCUGACGAUUUGCAGCGCUCUUCCGUGUUUAGCACGAUUGGCGCUCGCGGUUAUUUCUUCUUCCUUCUUUUCCAAUGCUUUAUCAACGUCGAGGUUGACGGAACCGAUGAUACUUACGGAGUUCACUCAAAUAAAUCUAUUAUCAUUGGUCAGCGUGGCCCCUAUAUCCCAUUCCCUUCGCAUUCGUUUCUCUCCUAUCUUGGACCAAAUUGUUACAUCCUCUUACUAGACUGCAGGGCGGAACGACGGAAGGACCAAGUGUGCAGUGCAUAUGAGUACAAGAAAGUGUUUGAUAAAAUCUAUCGGCUACCGCCACAAGUCCAGCAUUUGGUGAUUCAGCUCGGGAUUCCGAUUGCAUACCCACGAAUGAACUUCAUGGAGACUCUACUCGAGUCAAAACUGAAUCCGCUUGUAGCGAUGGGGAAGAGAGGAUCAACAAAAGUAGGAAGCUUCGUGAACAAGUUCAAUGCAGAUGCCGAGCUGUUGGAUGACCUUAACGAUCAUUGGACUGCAAAAGGCCACAAAACCGAGCGAAACAACCUCAUCCAGAAUCUAGCUGCUUAUGCUCUGAAGACACAUACCCGAAUAACCUUCCUAUCGGGUGACGUGCACUGCGCUGCAGUUGGCUACUUCAAGACGUAUGUCAAAGACAAAAAAGCGAACGAGAUCGCACCAAACAUAGAUCAUCGUUUUAUGCUAAACGUUGUCACAAGUGCUAUCGUCAAUACUCCGCCACCAAAUCCUGUUAUCACACUCGUAACGAAUCGUGCCAGUAAGACGCACCAGACGCUUCACCGUGCCGACAUCGAUGAAGGGAUGGUCCCUCUCUUCCAGCAGGACACGGAUGGUUCGACUGGGAAUAACAGCAAAUUGGUUAUGGGUCGUCGGAACUAUUGCACUGUAGGGUACGAUGACCAAGGGAAUUUAGUCUUCGACAUUCGCGUUGAGAAGGAAAAAGGUUACGGGACCACUGUUGGAUAUCCCGUUAAAGCCCCACCACCAUGUUGGCAAUGA